AUGGGGGCGGCCGAGGUCGGCGGCGGCAUCGUGGUGUCCGUGUGGACCGCACAUGUCGCCAUGGGGGCGGCCGAGGCGAGACGCAGCGCCGCACCAGUAGCCUUCUCGGCAGGCAGUGGUGGCAGCAUCGGGGGCGGCGUGAUGCUUAUGGGCUGGUACGGAACUGCUCCAGCGGCCUGCUGGCGAUGUUACCCAGGCGGUGGCAGCAGCAUCUGGGGCGGCAUCUCGGCCGUGACGUGGAAUGGCAUUGCAUCAGCAGCCUUGCAGUGCGUUGUCUUGAUGUCGAUGCAGCCCGGCAUCGCACCAGCAACCCACUGUGAGGUUGGGGUGUCGCAUGUUGCAGACAGCGGGGCGGCCAGCGACAACCUGGUGGGCGGUGACCCGGAGGCCAUGUGGCCCGAGGGCGUAUUCCUGCCACCCCGCACCUGGGACGACGCCUGGGCGCCGGCGAGGCACAGGGGCUCAGGAGGUGAGCCCGAGGACUACGACCCACUGCUGCUGACGGGCGAGGAUGCCAAGGCGUUCGUCAAGUACAUCUACGGGCGCGGCGAGCUGUUCUUCGACGACAUCCCGCACGCCCGCGCCGUGCUGCGCAACCAGGAGGAGCGGCGUGCCAACAGGCUGGCGGGCAACCGCCUGGGCAGCAACCGGCCCACGUCGCCCUUUUACCUGUGGGGGCGGCGGAGGGCCCCGCGUCGCCGCCGGCAGUGAGCGCCCGAUCCGCCUCCGUCGCGACACCAUGUUCCUACCACCUCGGAGAGACGUGCCAUGCACAUUCGGUCAGGCCUAUUGAUUUAAUUUACUUAAUUCACUCUUCAUGGUUACACAUAAUUACAUUGCAAUAAGGUAUGCCUGCGCUAGCGAUUGGCGGCUCUCUGCAAGCGAAGCCAUUGCCCUAUUUGGCCAGAAAUCACAAAUCUUUCCAUUCCUUGCCAUUCUAACGUGUUGUCAGACGUACGUACGUAGUCCUACAAUAUUUUAGUUUGCCAACUAUUCUGCAAUGACGAGAAUAAAAAACGAAGUGUUUUCUAUUGCUGAUAGAGAUUUUAAUUUAUUUCACUGUUCGUCACAAAUCGUGAAUCGUUUUACAGAAAUGUGGCAGUGUGUCUUUAUUUAAAGACAAAUGAAAUAUAAGCUGGAAGCAUGAUGAAGUUAAAAAAUUGUUGGCUUGGUUAAGCAAAUUUGAGCAUUGAAUGUAUCCAUCAGUGGUUUUGAAUUUAAACUGGUUUAUACAUCUUAAUAAUCAAUUGGUCAAGCGUUCAAACACAGACAAGUGCUAAGUUGAUAUUUCCUGAUAAUAACAUAUUCCUGCUUAUAAUGUUAUUUUCCUUACGCCCCCUUGAAAAACAUUAUAACAGGGUUCUACUGUAACACCAUUGAUAGCAAAGUGUGAAAAACAUUUGGUGAAAUUUAAAAUGUACCAAUGUUAAACAACAGUUACCACUUUUUGUAUAUUAAUUUUUCACUGCAUGUGAAUUCAGAAAAAUCAUUAAACAAAUAAAUUUAUAAUUACCUAGCAGAUCAAAAUGUGCACCAGCUGAAUGGUGGCUUAAUCUCAUUUAAUAACCAGUUUACAUUAUUUUAAUAAUAUUUUAUUGACUAGCUUUAUGUGUACGGACUUGAAGCCUUGAAAGACUAAAGCAGUGCCAAACAUGCUAAAGUUUUGAUUAACACAAUGUUUGGCCAGCUAAAGCUAUAAUCAGUAACUACAUGAAGAUACUCAUUUUACGUUAAUCAAGAUGUGUAGGUUAUUUCAAUUAAAAAACUGGAUGGCAUUUUCAUAUUUGGCAAAAAAAAAGUUUCAUUACUAACCAUAUCACACUCAAACACAAUUAACUUCCAUUACUAUAAUCUUCUGGUUCACCAUUCAAAAUACUAAAUACAGAAGCUAUAGAUGCGAUAUCAAAGCUUCCGCCAGUUAUAAUUACCUAUAUAUAUGAUAUCAAUAGCACCUAUACUCGAUUGCUACCUACUAAUUUGUUUACUUGCAGCUAUGUUAUUAGAUUAUAAUAGUAAGUUGUUACCAAAAUAAUAUCUAAUAUAUAUAUUGGGAUGC
Messenger RNA from Bacillus rossius redtenbacheri, 2056 nucleotides. RefSeq lists its product as uncharacterized. The transcript is spliced from 5 exons. The record is from RefSeq and is a predicted model, not a curated record. The coding region runs from base 1 to 711 and encodes 236 amino acids. Lineage: Eukaryota; Metazoa; Arthropoda; Insecta; Phasmatodea; Bacillidae.